Meloidogyne enterolobii is the source of this 1123-nucleotide messenger RNA. The record is from the annotation of a GenBank genome assembly. NCBI's taxonomy places the organism in Eukaryota, Metazoa, Nematoda, Chromadorea, Rhabditida, Meloidogynidae.
UUUAAAUUUAUUUUCGGUAGCGUUUUUCAUAUAUUUAUUUUGUAUAACUGGUGCGGAAACGUGUUGGCGCGGAAUCGUGGGCGCGGAAUCAUACCCCACCGUGUGUCACCAAAUAAAGAGAAUGAGAAAAUGCUUUGGUAGCAGAUUAAUUAAAGGAUUUAUUUCGAUUAUUCGAUGGGUUCCAGUUGUUUUUGUUCUUUUAAUUAUUUGUUGGGCUUGGUAUACUUAUAUUAUUGAGUUUUGCUUUAAAAUUCUGGAUGAUGUUAUUAUUAAAAUUAUUUAUCUUUUAAUUGUCCAUUUGCUUUUAUUUAUGUUUUUAUGGUCAUAUAUUAAAACUGUGAUUUCAACUAUUGGAAAGCCUUCAGAAUUGUUUCAUAUACCUAUAGAAGUUCGUGAAUAUAUUGCAGCUGCCACAAAUGAUCACGAAUUUCGUUCAAUAUUGGAAGAAUUUGUUAAAGAAAGGAAUAUUCCUUUGUUAACUAGAGGUUAUGAUGGAGGGAUACGUUUUUGUUUAAAAUGUUCCUGUAUUAAACCUGAUCGUGCUCAUCAUUGCUCUGUUUGUGGCCAUUGUGUUUUGGUAAAUACCUGUAUCAACUAUCGCAACUACAAAUUUUUUAUUCAAUUUCUUGGAUAUGGAUUUUUAAUGUGCGCAUUUGUUUUCUUCACAAUUCUUCCACAUUUUAUAAAUUUUUGGUCAAAAGAUGAUCCAAUGAAAGUUUCAUUUCUACGAAUAACCGUCUUUUUUCUCUUCUUUGUAACUGGAAUGUUUGCAAUUUCGUUGGGUUGCCUAUUUGGUUAUCAUUUAUUUUUGACUGGAAAAAAUCGUUCAACCGUUGGUUUGUUUUUCUUGAAACUUUUUGGCUCAACUUUAGGGUAUGCGUCAGGGAUGGGCGAUUUCGCAUUUCGCAUCUUUCGCAUUUUUUGGCGCGAAAAGUUUCGCAUUCCGCAUUUCGCAUUUUAUUUUUUUAAAAAAAGUUUCGCAUUUCGCUUUUUAUUUUUUGAUUUCGCCCAUCCCUGGUAUGCGUCCUAUAAGUUCCCAGGAAUCUCUUUACCGCUGAAAAAAAAUAUUUGCGGACAAAACUUGCGGACUUUUUCUCAAUAUUUUUUGAACUCAUCAGUUUGA